Molecule: messenger RNA, 2969 nt
Organism: Musca domestica (house fly)
Lineage: Eukaryota; Metazoa; Arthropoda; Insecta; Diptera; Muscidae
Product: formin-binding protein 1-like
Exons: 12
Coding region: 698-2512 (604 amino acids)
Biological process (GO): signal transduction
Molecular function (GO): protein binding
Source: RefSeq, a predicted model, not a curated record
UAUUUGUACGUGAACGUCGAACGUCGCGAAGUGUGCAAGAACGAGAUCCUCCGACGGCUGCACAGCCCGAAAAACGAAACCCGAUAACCGAUUAAUCAUCAAUUUUCCCACUUGUGUGUGAUUGUUGUUAAAAAAAAUUUCCACAGCAUAAAUAUUUAUUUGUGAAUCUGCAGUGUUAUGUGCGAAAUUGAUUAAAGUAAGCAAAGCAAUUGUUUAUUAAGUAGAAACAUCAAUGUGCGCCGAAUGGGCCUGUGAAAAAUGAGGAAUUGAAUAUGGCCAAUACAUAAAAUCCACCACAAAAAAUAAUGCUGACUGGCUGACUGACACCCUGCUCUCGACAAUACCGCAAACAAACGAUCAUAAUCGAGUCAUUCAUUUUUAAGUGCAUAAAAUAGCCGCUCAGUAAUAUUUGUUGUUGCUGCGGCUGCUGCUAUUCUGACAAAUACAUAACAGUGUUGCCAACUUGUUUGUGCUUCCUCAAAUAAUAUAGAAAGAGAGGGAGAGAGAGAAAAAAUACAAACGUCAGCUUGCAACAAAAAACCAAACUAAAUCAAAACAAAACAUUGAAAAAAAGUGUCUGCUGUAGCCUACCAAAUUUUGGGGAUUACGACAGCAGCUCUCCCGAAUACAUUUCUUCUUUGGUGGAUUACAUUAACAAUUUGUAAAACUGGCGGAGGAGACGGCAGAAAAUUCCAACAUGAGUUGGGGUAUUGAAUUAUGGGAUCAGUACGACAAUUUAGCCAUACACACAAACAAAGGCAUUGAAUUCUUGGACAAAUAUGCAAAUUUUAUACGUGACCGUUUAGCGAUAGAAACAGAAUAUGCCGCCAAAUUGAGGCGUUUAGUGAAAAAUUAUCAGCCCAAGAAAAAAGAAGAAGAAGAUAAUGAAUUCACAUCAUGGCAAGCUUUCCGCAAAGUUCUCAAUGAAAUCAGUGACUUGGCUGGACAACGGGAAGUUGUGGCUGAAUCCCUGCAAUUACAAAUCAUACAAGGCAUUUCAUUGCUCUCCAAAACCCUAAGGGAAGAACGAAAAAAAUGUCUUUCCAACGGUACCAUUUUACAUCAAAACCUCACCACACAACUGGCUGCAUUGGAACGGGCCAAACGUAACUAUGAGAAAGCUUAUCGUGAUUCGGAAAAAGCCGUUGAAAAUUACAAAAAGGCUGAUAUGGACUUGAAUCUGAGUCGAGCCGAGGUGGAACGUUACAAGAAUAUUAUGACGGCAAAGAUACAACAGUCAGACGAUGCCAAGAACGAGUAUGCCAAUCAAUUACAGAAAUCAAAUAAUCUGCAGCAACAGCAUUAUCAUGAACUAUUGCCGGAGGUAUUUAAUCGACUGCAAGAAUUGGAUGAAAAGAGAACCCGUGGCAUCAGAGAAUUCAUUAUUAGUGCCGCCGAUGUAGAGUCCUCUGUAGCACCCAUCAUUGCCCGGUGUCUUGAGGGCAUGGUCAAGGCCGGCGAAUCAAUUAAUGAGAAGGAGGAUUCGUAUAAAGUUAUCGAAAGAUAUCAAUCUGGUUUCACACCACCAGGCGAUAUACCUUUUGAGGAUCUUUCCAAAAUGGACACUCUUGAUACAUCCCAAGAGUCCCACUAUAAUCAUGUACAGUCCAGUCAUUUAACCGUUAAGGGUACCAUAAGUGCUAAUAAAAUUAAGAAACGUGUGGGGAUAUUCAACAUCUUUGGCAGUAAUAAGAACUCCCUAACUGCGGACGGACAAAAGGAAGAUUUCAGUGAUCUGCCACCCAAUCAACGACGCAAAAAACUCCAAGCCAAAAUUGCCGAACUGCAACAGAAGAUCCAACAAGAGACGGCGGCCCGCGAUGGUCUGAUGAAAAUGAAAGUCGUCUAUGAGGCCAAUUCAUCGCUGGGCAAUCCCAUGACCGUUGAGGGCCAACUCAAUGAAUCCGAACAUAAAUUGGAGAAACUAAAAAUGGAUUUGAAAAAAUAUCAAGGUUAUUUGGAGAAAGCCAAUCAAAUACCCAUUGCCAAUAAUAGCCCGCAAGCCAAUCGCACUCACAGUAUGAACAAUGGCCAUCGAUCGUCAAGGCAUUCCAACGGUAGCACCGAGGACAACAAUUUCGAUGGCGAUUUCCAUCCAGACGAUGCUGGUAGUUUAAGCAGGUCAGAUUCUGAGGAUAAUGUGGCGCAAAUUCAAAAUGGCCAUAAUAAUAACAAUAACGGCAGUUCGGCAAGUCCUGAAAGUGGAUUGGGUACAUCACACACCUCGUUACCGGGAUCCGGUCAUGGUAGUACCCAUGAAAAUGCAAUUGGUGAGGAUGCCUAUUAUGAAACAGAAAUGGAACCCCUACAGCCGCUGGGAACGUGUCGAGCUUUAUAUCCCUUCGAAGCCACAAGUGAGGGUAGCAUACCCAUGAAUGAGGGCGAAGAACUACAAGUGAUUGAAAUUGAUCAGGGUGAUGGGUGGACGCGUGUGCGUCGCAUUAACAACACAAACGGCUGGGAUGAAGGUUUUGUGCCCACAAGUUAUAUUGAAUGUACACUAUAUGCUUAAGUCACCAACCACCACACACCACACAGUCUAUCUAAAGUAAAAAAAAAAAACAAACAUUAACUACUAAUUUGCUAAAUGCGACAAAAAAUAUAAAUACAUAUACAAAUUAAAUAUAAAAGAAAGAAAAAAAAUCAACAACAAAACUACUAUAACCGGAUGAAAAUUAUAAUUUGAGUAAAGCCAGAAAAAAAAAUCAGAACUCAACAAUUUUCCGUUUUAUUUUAUCAUUAUCAUUCAACCAUAUAAUGUAUUCUUUUUUUAGUUUUGCAGUUAUUCUUUUUUUAUUAUUAUUAUAAUUAUUUUUAUUUUAAUUAAUUACAAAGAAAUAGUUUGUACCACGAAAAAGAAAAACAAUAUUAAUAGACUUUGUUUAUUUUUUAAAUAUAUAAAUAAAUAUAAAUAUUAUUUUACAUGUCUAUGAUGUAAACAUAAAAAAUAGAACUAUAAAUAAUAAUAA